This is a messenger RNA of Pantherophis guttatus, 3828 nucleotides long. NCBI's taxonomy places the organism in Eukaryota, Metazoa, Chordata, Lepidosauria, Squamata, Colubridae. The record is from RefSeq and is a predicted model, not a curated record.
CUUCCUUCCUUCCUUCCUUCAAAGCGCCCGGCGGCGAAGCUUCCAAAAUCCGAAGCCGCGUCCGGAAGCCCCAGCCGCCAGCGCGAGCCUUUAACAGCUGAGCCAAAUGCGCACGCGACCCCUCCCCUCCCCGGUGUCCAUGACUGGGUUUUUACAGAGCGGAACUCUCUGGUUUAAAUACAAUGUAGAAGGGAGAAGCUGCUCCCUUCAACUUCAGAAGGGAAGCUGAGCGAACGUGCGGCAGCGUGAAGAUCCCGCGCGUGCUCCUGAACUGAGCCUGCGCAGCUGGCUUCGGAAUCAAGUCGAAGCCUGUGGGAGCGAGGGCCUUCGGAGCGAGCCAGGGUGUUGGUUGUGGAGGUCUUUCAGACUCUUAAAACCAAGGCGUCGCUACGGGACCAGGGCUGUCAAACUCGCGGGCCGUGGGCUGGAUGCAUCACACGUUGGCCAAGCCCACACCCGGUUUAGCGAAGGGGAAAAAAGUUGGGAUACGUCACUGUAAACAUGACAGAUCAAGAACAGCGAAUGAACUCACUGAAGAAAGAAGUGCGGUCACUGUUGACACCUAUCAAAGAAGGUCUUACCCCUUACCAAUUAGAACAAGAAUACAAGAUUAUGAUAGGAAAAAUGCUUCCACUGCGUAUGUUGGGUUACCAUUCUGUUAUGGAACUAGUGAAGGACAUGCCUGAUACUGUUAACAUAUCUCCAAAAGGAGAUGGUACUGUUAUUCUCAAAGCUAUUGCUGAUGAAUCUACCAAAAGGAUUGCAAGCUUGGUUGCCAGACAAAAGAGCAGAUCUAAGCCACAACAUUCCAAACAUAACCUGAAUUUCUCUUUGCCUUCCACCUUUUGCUCUCAAGUGCCUUUGCACCACCAACAUUCUCUAAAUUUGCCUCGGCAUGGGGGAGGUCCUCCUAUUCUGCCCCCUGUUAUAAAAAGUGAGCUGAAGGAAAUGCUCAGAUUUUCCCCAGUUUUGCUCUCAGAUUUUGACAAAGCCUUUGCCCAACACUUUGGACGCAAAUUUGAAUUCGUGCGUUAUGGAUUCUUCUCCAUGUUUGAAGUGCUGAAUGCAGCUUCGGAUAUUAUUCAAAUUGUGCAAACAAGAGCAGGCUCUCUGUUGACGUUAAAAGAACACCCUCUUACGAAGCAACCAGAAAUGUCAGAGUGCAAAAUGGCAGUCCAGUCAUGUGAAACAGAGCAAACUUUGCCUGUUGCUGUACCAGAACCUGUGGCAGAGAUGCCUUCUCCAGUUCUGCCUAUGGAUGUUCUGUGUUCAACCACAGACCAGAAAUCUGAUGAUUUGCAAACACAUAUGAAACUAGUUGAAAGUCCAAAAGUGAGAACUGAGCUCAAGAAAGAAAUUAAGAUUGCCCUGGCCCAAAGAGGACCUGGAGGAAUAGUCAGCUCAGAACUUAAAGAAAAAAUUAAAAUUAUUGUAGCCCAGCACCCAAAUGGCCUCCAUGCUUCCAAGUUACCUGGAGAAUUUGAGGAGUAUUUUCAUGAAAAAAUGGCAGUAAGAAAGCUGGGAUUCUUAAAUUUGAUGGAACUUAUUGGUGCCCUUAAUGAUGUUCUCCGUAUUGAAUGCAGAGAAGGAGAAAAAGAUUGGCUCAUCUUUGACAUUGAUUCACAAAGCUUACCAGAUGAUGAACAAACAAAUGGUAAGAUUUCUCAGUCUGGUCUAUUAGCACAGCAGGAGGCCUCUGAAGAGCACGAAGUGCCCUCUUGGGAUUCCCCGUUUGAGGAUUCUAAGAAACUGGAGAUUAAGUUCAAUGUAGUAACAAAGAUGGUGAUGCCGCACCUAGGCAUAAAGAAAGAUAACAUUAUACAGGAAAUAAUGGAAGAAGAAAUACCACCAGAUGCUGUUCAAGAUGAAACUCUUUAUUGUCUCCCUAAGCUUGACAAGAAUGCUUUUGUUGGAUUAUUUGUGGAGGACAUUGUGUCACCUUCACAAUUCCAUGUCCGGAUUUACGGUGGAGAAACUUCUGAUGAGCUGGAAAAUAUUAUGAUUGAGAUGAGACGAUGCUAUUCUAGUAAUUAUGUAGCUAAUCGUUACGUCAUACCUGAAACCUUCAUCCGUCCUGGCCAGCUUUGUUGUGUAAAGAAUUCUAAAGAUAAAUGGUGGUACCGAGUUAUCAUUCAUCGACUCCUUAAUGACCAAGAAGUGGAAGUGUUUUACCCAGACUUUGGAAAUAUAACAGUAGCUCAAAAAUCUUCACUGAGGUUACUCAAACAUUGCUAUGCAAAACUUCCUGCCCAAGUUAUCCCUGGCUGUUUAGCCUGGGUGAAGCCAAGCAAGGGUGAUUGGUCUGUCAGUGCUAUAAAGGAAUUCCGAAGACUGUGUGAGCUGAAAUUGCUGGUGGGACUGGUAGAUGAAUAUAUAAAUGAUGUCCUUUACCUCUUCCUUUGUGAUACCAGUUCCGAUGAUGACGUCUACUUGCACAAUGUUUUGAAAUUAGAGGGUCAUGCACUCAUUUGUAGGGAAAACAUUCCUUCCAAGGGCUUCGAAGAGUUAAAUCCUUUUACGCUAUAUAUGAAACCAAACCAAAACCAGCAUGCUGAUUUCACAGAAGCAGACACUUCAUUGCUUCAGCAGGACUUUCUUGUAAACUUCCCAGGAACAAAUCCAGAGACUUGCAAUAAUGAAGUAGUUUCACAGCACACAGCAAGCCAAUUCUCAGAUCCUGAACUACCAUACCUGGAGCCAGUGUAUUUAUGCCAAGAAAUUUGGGAUGAGAACUGGUUGCCUUCACCAUAUGAAAAAAAGAAAAAUGAGGAUGCUUCUGAUAAUUUACAUACUGAUAUUAUGGUAGUUUCUCACCAGACUUCAGGUCAUGAAGGCAACAAAAAUAAGAUCCAACACAACCAAAGUGUGAUUCAAAAGACCAGGGAUGUGUCCAGUGCCAUUGAGACAGCAGAUGAUCCAAGUCUGGAACAUCCAAGUGAAAUUCUGAGCUCGAUGGCAGAAACAAAGACAGAAUCCUCUGUUGGAGAUAUACCUGAUUCUUUGUCACAAACAUUAGAAGAGUUUUAUGUUUCCAUUGUUCAUUCCGAGAAACCAAGAAAGCUGAGUCAAAAUGAAUCAGAUGUAAAUAAAUCGUCUGCUUGCCAUUCCCAACUUCCUCCAUCAACAUCUGUGUUGCAUGGAAGACCUGCUUCAGAGAAUAUGGUUAAUGAUGCUUCUAGAACUCAAACAGUUUCUGUAUAUAAUGCUAAUCGUUACUUUGAACCUUGGGCCCUUGGUCACAAUGCUUUGGUCUUUACUGCUGAGCUUCAGGGCUCUCCAAAAUUCUGUAUUCCAUGCAGUCCAACUGUUGCCUUGGGAGCAUCUGCACGACUAGCUGUCUCUGGUGGAUAUUUCCCCCUUACCUUUAGGAAGAUGAAGAUAUCACAAAAUUUUGAAGACCAUGGACUGCCUGCUAAACACUGGAAAGGAGGGGAGCUACUGUAUAACUGUGCUGGAGUUGUUGCAGCAAAAACAGCCUUUCUACUUCUGCAAAUCUUCAUCCUACUUAACUGCAUUUUGAGAAGAGGGAAGCAGAAGGCUCAACAGAAUAAAGUUACAACCUCCAUUGGUGCGUUGAUUGAGUUUGUCUCAGUUAACCCUAGGAAUUCUACAUUGUGCCUAAACAUCUCUUUCUGGUGAAGAAUAGAUAACUUUCUUUUUCAUCUUCUUCAAUAUGAAUUCCAAAAUACCAAGAGAAUUUCACCACUCAUUUUCCCAACAACUUCUUUUGUUCAGGUGCUGUACAAUUAUCUUUAUAACUGAUUAUUAAAUAUUAAACACUGAACAAAAAACCAUUUGUUGUUUUACAAUAUUAAAUAUAUGCAAGGG